AUGCGACUCUCUAGGCCUCGCCUGCGCGUCGCGCAGGCCGAAUCAGCCUUUGCAACUGGCAAUGCAAGAUGGACGAAUCGCGAUCUGGACCCGGUUCCAUUAUUAGGGCGGAAAUGGGGCGUCGUGAGCUUAAUCUCCUAUUGGAUCUCGGAUGCGUUCAAUGCAGCAACUUGGCAGUUUGCGAGCAGUAUUAUCGCCGUCGGUCUCACCUACAAAGAGGCUAUCGCGAUCGUGGCCAUCUCGUUCUUUAUCAUGUCUUUCGUCAUCGCGGCCAACGGGGCUGUUGGUGCCAUCUACCAUGUUCCGUUCCCCGUAAUUGCUCGUGCGAGCUGGGGAUUCUGGGGCUCGUACGUUGCCAUCGUGUCGCGGGUGAUCCUGGCGGUCUUCUGGUUUGCCAUCCAGAAUGUCAAUGGGGGCAAUGCGGUGCGUGUCAUGAUCGGUGCGAUCUGGCCAAGCUACCUCCGCCUGCACAAUAGCAUCCCUGCGUCCCAGGGUAUCACGACGAAUGGCAUGGUGGCCUUUCUGAUCUUCUGGCUCUUCCAGCUCCCAUUCCUUUACAUGCACCCAAAUAAACUCCGCUGGCUCUUCGCGGUGAAGUCGAUCUUGGUUCCUAUCGCAUGGAUUGCUAUCCUGAUCUGGGCGUUCGUCGCCGAGAAGGGGGGAGGGGGGAUCUUCAAGCAACAGAGCGCCUCCGUGUCUGGAUCAAAAUAUAGCUGGCUAUUCUUGGCGAACAUGACCUCGGUCCUGGGAAACUAUGCCACCCUAAGUGUGAAUCAGUCGGAUUUCUCUCGCUACUCUCGCGUGAACCCGCGCUGGCAGCUCCUCUACAUUCCUAUGCUGCCCAUCAUCUUCACCUUCAUCUCCUUCAUCGGCAUUGCUGCCUCCUCCGCGGGGCAGACCCAUUAUCAUCUUGCAUCGAUCCCGUGGGAUCCCAUGGAGCUUAUCAGCCACUGGCCAAACCGUGCCUGUCGGUUCUUUGGGGCCUUUUCGUUUGCCUUAGCUUCUUUGGGCGUCAACAUCUCCGCCAAUUCGCUGUCGGCGGCAAAUGACUUUACGGCCCUCGCCCCGCAGUAUAUCAACAUCCGCCGCGGGCAGAUCCUGUGCGCACUCCUCUCUUGGGCUCUCGUCCCUGGAAGAUCCUCGAGUCGGCGGGGAAUUUCUUAA
Penicillium chermesinum is the source of this 1164-nucleotide messenger RNA. RefSeq lists its product as uncharacterized. Lineage: Eukaryota; Fungi; Ascomycota; Eurotiomycetes; Eurotiales; Aspergillaceae. The transcript is spliced from 3 exons. The record is from RefSeq and is a predicted model, not a curated record. Gene Ontology annotation, cellular component: plasma membrane. Gene Ontology annotation, molecular function: nucleobase transmembrane transporter activity. Gene Ontology annotation, biological process: transmembrane transport; nucleobase transport. The coding region runs from base 1 to 1164 and encodes 387 amino acids.